Molecule: messenger RNA, 1180 nt
Organism: Halteromyces radiatus
Lineage: Eukaryota; Fungi; Mucoromycota; Mucoromycetes; Mucorales; Cunninghamellaceae
Exons: 3
Coding region: 195-1091 (298 amino acids)
Molecular function (GO): protein binding; phospholipid binding
Source: RefSeq, a predicted model, not a curated record
UAACUCCUUUCAUUGAGAAAAAUCAUCCCCGAUACAUUUAAAAAUGUUCAAACUUUCGGUUCUUUUUUUAUUUAUUAUUAUUAUUUCUUUCUUUCCUUUUUAUUUUUUUUCUUUCCUUUCUUUUUUGAUUAUUCAAAACAUCAUUUAUAUUCUUAAUAUUUCGUGCUCAACAUACUUACUAUAUCCACGUAAUCAUGCUUCUAUCGUGUUUUGCGUUGCCAUGGAAAAAGAAGCGGGGUGCUCGAUCAAAGUCAAUCAUCAUGCCUAAUUUGGCUACUUCUGAGCUUGCAUCCCUCUCCUCCGUCUCGCUACCAUUAUCUACUACACGAAAUAACAACAACUUCGAUACCAACGUCACCACUAGCAUCAACAAUAGCAACAACAAUAGUAACGAUGAUGAUGAUGAUCAACACCUUGAUAACGAUGAUUAUAGUAUCAAACCAGCACAUCCAACAACUUUGAUGAAAUCAAAACGAAUACCAUUACAUCCACCAUGUUAUCCUCACGAGGUAUCAUCACAUAUCACUCCACGUCAUCCAUCUUCAGAAAACUAUACCGUCAGACGCCAUUACACUAUUGAAAAACGGGAAGAAGAAGGAAAGGAAGAUUUACCUCCAUAUGAAUGCACUGUAUAUAAAAUGGGCUACAUGAUGAUCAAAACAGAACUAGAAGGACCAACAAAAAAAUCGAAAAAAAGAUCAUGGAGGAAGCUGUAUAUGGUAUUAUGGGGUACUACCAUCCGGGCGUACAAAACCACACCGUUGACAGAAUUGGAAGAAAAAAAACCAGUAUGGUGUUAUUCUAUGCAAGAUGCAGAGGCUGGCCAAGCAUCGGAUUAUCGUAAACGACGCCAUGUCAUUCGCCUUCGUAUUCAUCAGGGACCUCAAUUUUUGAUACGAACCAAAGGAGAAGACGAACAACUGGGUUGGAUCGAACAUUUACAAGCUUCAGUCAAUGUCAGUUUGGAUUUGGAUCAACGAAAAAUGCCACAAUUUAUCACCUCUUCCAGGCGAAGAAGACGAGCAAGAUUAAAUCAUGAUAGGAACUCACCUCAUCAACGUUAUCAUCAACGUGAAGGCGCUUUGAUUUGAUCCCCUCUCCUUUUUUUUUUUUUGGUUUGAUUUGUUUUGUUAGAUUAUUAGAUUCAUUUUUAUCAAAUAAAAAAAAAAAAUAAAAGCUC